This is a messenger RNA of Phytophthora sojae, 957 nucleotides long. RefSeq lists its product as hypothetical. The record is from RefSeq and is a predicted model, not a curated record. Lineage: Eukaryota; Oomycota; Peronosporomycetes; Peronosporales; Peronosporaceae. Bases 1 to 957 code for a protein of 318 amino acids. The transcript has 3 exons.
AUGAACUGCUUUUCGACGCUCAACAUCCAGUGGUUUUCUCCAGUGCUGACUCAAGCACGACGGCGUCAGCGCAGCGAACACAGCGCCAUACGUGACCGGCCACACCAACAAGAACCCCAACGCGAUGGAACUGUUCGUGGGGCCGAACCGGGGCGAUCUGAGCGCAGCUCGACGGCGGGUGCGGAGUUGCAAGAUGAGAGGGCUCAGCUCACGCAUGGGCGACGAGAGAGCGAAGAAGGGAAACAAAAAGAGGAAGGAGAGGAGGAGUGGGGCGUUGCUACACUAAAUGAUCGUGGUGGUGAAUCUGACUCGCGUGACCAGCGCGAAACCCCACCCCACCAACGAACCAGAGAGGAUGAAUUUGUACCUGAAGCUAGUGCUGUAAUGGCCUCGCCGGAAGCUGUUAUGGUAGUCCAGCCGGAGCAGGCGGAAGGAAAAGAAAACAAGGGCGAAGAUGAAGAUGAGGUGGAGAACGAAGAAGAGGUCGCUUCUUCGUCAUCGAACGAGUCCACGGAGGAAGAUGCUCGCCCAUCAAAGAGACGGCGCACUGCUGGUGAGAAACCUGCCGCCCGUAUCCAUCCUGGAGGCAGGAAAUGUGGCGGCAAGGCGUCGGUGCUCGCAGCCAGGGUGCACCAAGUUUGGACGAUUGCGGGGAAAGUGGUGGAGGACGACGAUACAUACGUUAAGGCGAAGGACGCCUCGAUCUCCGACACAGCGGAAGAAGAGCAGCAGCUGGCACCAGACAAUAGCGCCUGUAACAAGACCCAGGACUCGACGGUGGCCUUGGACGAGUCCUCGCCGAAGUCGAGAGCGAAUGACGCAUUUGAGGAUGAGUCGGAGGCAUCCAGACCGAGGGCAGUGAAGAAACGGAAGACGAAGACGAGGGUAGCUACGUGGGACGACGGUGCUGACGCUGAAGGCUCGAAUGAGGGUGAUCCUGCCCCCACAUCUGAUUGA